AUGAUGAACAACAGCACGAAGGACACGUGGCAAAUCGUCUACAUCCCUGACGAACCACCGAUCACACCUAACCAGCAACGCUCCGUUAUUGAGCCAAAGUACGCUAGUACUCUUACAAGGCGUUUAAAUCAGAUAGCUCCAUUCGAAUAUCUACGCCAUGUCAAGCGGAUUCGAAAGAAGCAUCUUGAAGGAGAAUCUAGCAUAGCAAUACUUGUUUGCAAAUAUGCUGCCACAUCUAAAGCAGAGUGGGAAGAACAACGCAAGCUAUGGCCAACCUUUUAUGAUCCACCUACCUACAAUAUUGAUGCCAUUACUGGAUUCAGUGAAGAGGAUUCACUGUCAGUUUCCAGCUUCAUGAACUUUCUAUUAACUUGGCAAAAUCUGAUUGUCAAUGCUGCAGUUAUAGUGGAUCCUUCAGUUCAACAGAUCAUUACAAAUGGAUGUGAUGAAAUCUUCUCGUGGCAUGCUCCCACAAACAAGACUUGCAUCAGAGAUGACUGCUUUAAACAGUCCACAACCCUUAGUUCUCAUCAGUCUAAUGGAAGAUUAGAAACAGCUAAUUCUUGUUAUUGGCACCCUUUACAACAUGCUGCUAUUGUUUCUAUUGAAUCUUCUGCUGACAGAGACAGACGCCUGUUCCCUGGUUUGGGAGAUACUGCUGGGAAGUCCUUUGGAACUUCGCAAUCUUCUUAUGUUGGUUUGGCAACAUCUUAUUCUAUUUUGAUAGGUCAAGGAGAAGGAAUUCAAAUUCUGUAUCAGAGUGACCUUAUCUAUGCACUGGUUAUGACGUCUAUCUUGUUUGGGAGCCAUGUAUAA
Messenger RNA from Dovyalis caffra, 816 nucleotides. NCBI's taxonomy places the organism in Eukaryota, Viridiplantae, Streptophyta, Magnoliopsida, Malpighiales, Salicaceae. The record is from the annotation of a GenBank genome assembly.